Cavia porcellus (domestic guinea pig) is the source of this 549-nucleotide messenger RNA. RefSeq names its product serine peptidase inhibitor Kazal type 8 (putative) (gene Spink8). Gene Ontology annotation, molecular function: protein binding. The transcript has 6 exons. The record is from RefSeq and is a predicted model, not a curated record. The coding region runs from base 46 to 441 and encodes 131 amino acids. NCBI's taxonomy places the organism in Eukaryota, Metazoa, Chordata, Mammalia, Rodentia, Caviidae.
UGUCUCACUGCAGAAUACUGCGCAUGUCCACAGCUCACCCGCACCAUGAGGACGACCUUCGCCAGCGCCGUGCUCCUCCUGGCCGUGGCUGCGUGGACCGCCGCUGCCGUGGACUUCCCGCUGCCCAUGAAGUCCUCGGGGUCGCUCCUGGAGGACACGAAGGUGGAGUGCAACCGGAAUAUCAAGAGGUGCUGGUUCCUCUCCUUCUUCAAGCCCAGCGAGCCCAUCUGUGCCAGUGACCUGCAGACCUACAGUGGCGAGUGCUACCUCUGCUCCAGGGUCCUAUACGAAGGGCUGAACAUAACUAAACUAUAUGAUGGACCAUGUGGUCCCUGGACCAACACGAGAACACAACUGACGCCCUGGAGCCUGCUGGAUGGGGCGCAGCAGCCGGACUGGGACGAAUCAUCAGCCAAGAGCAAACAGGAGGAAACUACCUGAACCUGGCAUGAAGAACCCAAGAACUCAGAUCCCCAGCGGCUGCAGGAAAAUUAGGCUUCCUGCUCCAGCACCAGGAUUUCUCCCUCAAUAAACAGAUCUUAGCAAAAA